AGAGAGAGAGAAAGAGACAAAAAUGAUGAUGAUGAGAAGCAAAAAAAGAAUAUAAAAUGGAACUAAUUUCCAAAUUUUUACAUAUUGUAAAAUUCUUUUCUCAUUAAUUCAAGUUUCUAUUGAAACUUGGCUCAUAUUAUCGAUAUUCACAAUCGAUAGAAACAAUAACAAUGUCUCAUUUUGUCAACAAAAAUCAUUUGAUUGUUUGACUGUUUAUUUCUAUUCUUUAAACUGUUUAAAAAUGAGUGAUUAUGGGCCUGAUUGUCGGGAAAGGAUCAAUUCUAUUGAUUGAAAUGUAAGUUUAAAAAUUAAAUCCCAAUCAACUUUUCUUUUUCUAAAAUUCGAGAUUUGUUGUCCAAAAAAAUUCGUUUCCUUAGAAACUUGACUGAUAUAUCGAUAUUCACAAUCGAUAGAAAGAAUAACAAAAUUUUCUCAUUUUGUCAACAAAAACCAUCUGAUUGUUAUUUUUUACUAUUCUUUAAAUUGUUUAAAAAUGAGUGAUUAUGGGCCUGAUUGUGGGGGAAGAAUCAAAGGUGUGACCAUCGUGAAACCGAUUGUUUAUGGAAAUGCUGCUCGAUAUUUCGGUAAAAAGAGAGAGGAAGAUGGACACACUCACAGUUGGAAUGUCUAUGUGAAACCUUAUCAGAAUGAGGAUAUGUCAACUUAUGUGAAGAAAGUUCAUUUCAAGUUACACGAAAGUUAUGCUAAUCCCAAUCGAAUCAUUUCAAAACCACCAUUUGAAGUCACGGAAACAGGUUGGGGUGAAUUCGAAGUCGCCAUCAAGUUAUACUUCAUGGAUCCAAAUGAAAGACCGAUCACCAUUUACCACAUGCUCAAAUUGUUUGAAACGGAUCCCAUAAGUAAAGCCAUCAACAUAAAAAAGUACAUCGUCUCAGAAUUUUAUGAUGAGAUUAUUUUACAAGAUCCAUCGGCCAUGAUGCAACAAUUACUGACCAACACAAGACAAUUACUAAUUGGACCUUACAAACAUGAGACUGAUUUUGAGGAUAAGAAGCAGAAAACAAUUUCCUCGAUUCAAUCCGCUAAAACCAAAGUUCGAAGUGAAAUCGAAGAGCUUAAAGAUCGCUUGAAACAAACACAAUCAGUGAUCGCAAAAUUUAAGGAAAAUAUUAAAAGUACCGAAGCAAAACAAGAACGUGAACGAAAACUACAAGCUCUCCAAUCAACAACACCAAAAUCACCAAUCCAAUCAAUCAAAUCUCCACAACCUAAACAAGAUUCACCACGACUUAAAUCACCUCCAAUCUCACAAGAACCUAUUUUUAUAUCGACAACUGUUUCCACUGAAUCAGAAAAAGUUCAAGAAACAUCAGCACCUCAACAAGUAUUACUCUCUCCCGGACAACCUGUUGACCUUCAACAUGAAACACCAACAACAGAAGCAAAAGAUUUACCCCAAGUACCUGAGGCAAUGGAUCAAGAAACUGUCACCGAAAUGAUCAUUUAAGAAUUUAAUGUUUAAAUCAAGAGAUUUGUUUGUAAAAAAUACAAAGAUGAAGAAACUACUUGGACACUAGAUGACCCAUAACAUCAACAAGUGUGUUUUUUUUCAAAGCUUCUUGAUGAAUAAACAUUACAUGUGAGAGAUUGCAAUUAUCUGA
Molecule: messenger RNA, 1622 nt
Organism: Panonychus citri (citrus red mite)
Lineage: Eukaryota; Metazoa; Arthropoda; Arachnida; Trombidiformes; Tetranychidae
Gene: Gas41
Product: YEATS domain-containing protein 4-like
Exons: 1
Coding region: 494-1468 (324 amino acids)
Biological process (GO): regulation of DNA-templated transcription
Source: RefSeq, a predicted model, not a curated record